AUGGUCAAAGAGGAAGACUGUUCACCAGCGGCGUCGUCGCAUUACGCUUCGGCGGAGUCGAUUGCGGACGAUAGCGACGGCUUGGAAAUAAAGCGAAUGUCGUUAGGACCUUCCGGUGCAGCAGUUUACGUGACCGCCACGAGCAUCCGACUCCAGCCACCGGACCGUUUAGACUAA
Molecule: messenger RNA, 177 nt
Organism: Peronospora matthiolae
Lineage: Eukaryota; Oomycota; Peronosporomycetes; Peronosporales; Peronosporaceae
Source: the annotation of a GenBank genome assembly